This is a messenger RNA of Acanthochromis polyacanthus (spiny chromis), 2890 nucleotides long. RefSeq lists its product as uncharacterized. Gene Ontology annotation, biological process: cell surface receptor signaling pathway. The coding region runs from base 50 to 1627 and encodes 525 amino acids. The record is from RefSeq and is a predicted model, not a curated record. The transcript is spliced from 8 exons. Gene Ontology annotation, molecular function: transmembrane signaling receptor activity. NCBI's taxonomy places the organism in Eukaryota, Metazoa, Chordata, Actinopteri, Pomacentridae.
CAGUGUUUCAGUCACAGUGUCGGUUCUCUUGUCUGAGUCAUUUUGGGCGAUGAAGGCUGGAAAACAGCUGCUGCUGCUGCUGGCAGUGUUCACAGUCGUGGCAAGAUGUCAGCAAAAGCCAAACGUUUUUAUGUCACCGAAUCUCACACAGAUCUUCACUGGGGAUUUAUUUUACCUGACUUGUAACGCAAGUGGAAACACAGUGAAAUGGUACAAAGAUGAUGUGGAACAACAGAUGUGGGCCGACGGCACCGUGAGGAUAGCAGUGACUUCCCCCAAAGAUUCAGGCAUUUAUCAGUGUCAGAUCAAUGGACCAAAGAGCGACCCUGUCCACAUCAAAGUCCAGGAUUACGUCCCCACUGCUUCCCUCAGCAUCAACACGGGUCAGCCCGUGAUGAAGACAGGAGACUCGGUUGUCCUUAAGAUCGAAAAUGAGGACGGCCUGCAGGGAUGGAACUGUUGGGUCAACAGAGGAGAGAAGACAAAUAAGGUUAAGUUGAAGCUGAAAAACGACACUGUGAGUCUGAACUUUCAGACCACCAAUCUGACAGUCCCUGAGACCAUUUACUGGUGCACGGAUAACACAGGAUGCAGAACGAACCAAAUCACUCUCAGGACCUCAGAUAAGCAGGUAUCACUGGAAAUGUACCCUCAGUCUGCUGUGGUUGGACAGAGUCUGACUCUGAGGUGUCUCGCGUGGGGCACAGAUCAGAUCAGUCACACUGUUUUCUACAAAGGCGACAGCGUCGUGAAGAAAGGUGGCAGCUCUAUCUACGAAAUUUCUCCCGUGUCAGACGAUACAGAAGGAACAUAUAAGUGUCACGCCACGUUCACACACGUGGCCCGGACUAGUGGACCUCCAUACAGUGUGUUGUCUGAUCAUCAGGACGUGCUUAUCCAAAAGCGUCCAGUGACAGCAGUGCUUUCUGAAGACAUGGUCUGCUCUUGUCAAUCGUGUCCUGGAAAUUGGUCCGAGCGCUACUACAAGAAACAUGAUCAGUCCUGGGUCCGUUUGAGCUCUAAGCCAAGCGGAGCUGGUACCUUCAGUUGUCGAGCUGUGGGGGCCAGGAUGAGGACGUCUCUCAGUGCUUCCAUUCAUGUUCCACAUCCCAAUCCAUCUGGAAUUUUGAUCAUAAUCCUAAUUGUUGGAUUGGUGGCUCUAAUUGUUGCAGCUGUGGCAUAUAUAUGGCAUAAGAGGAGAAACGCCACAGGGCCAAUUUAUGAUGAUGUGGCGCUGAGGUUACGAGAGGAAGGCGAUGCCAAAUAUGAGACGCUGCAGCAGGCUUCUGGGAGGGAAGCCGAAUACGAUACGCUUCACCCAGAAGCAGCAGCAACGGAGACGAAAAAGAGUGAAUAUGAACAACUGAGGAAAGACAAGAUGCAAGAAGGAGUGUACCACACUCUGGGGAUGGAAGGGACAGCAGCAGGAGGAGCAGCAGGAGGAGAGGGAGGGUAUGAAGCACUGAAUAAAGAGGCAAUGAAAGAGGGGGCAUAUCACACUCUGGGGAUGGAGGGGGCAGCAGCAGCAGGAGGAGCAGCAGGAGGAGAGGGAGGGUAUGAAGCUCUGAAGAAAGAGGAAAUGAAAGAGGGAGUGUAUCACACUCUGGGGAUGGAGGGGGCAGUCUGAGGAAAGGGAAAAGAAGAAGAGGAAGAAGGCCAAAGCGAGAGUGUAAUAAUGAGGAAGAAUGAAACAGAACAAGAGGAGACUGAACUAUUAAGGGAGAUGUCACUUUAAUGAUAAUUAAAAAUUGCAUUUUCUGCAAACCAGCAUGUCUUUGUCAUUAUGCUGAAGUUCAAAUUCUCUUAUUAAGACAUAAGUAUACAUACACUUUAAUGCUGUUUGGGGGAAACGAGUAACUUACUGUGUUCUUCAGGCUUAGUUUCUUGAAUAAGUCAAAUCUGUGACAGAGUAUAAGAAAACGCACAGACAUUUGUAUAAACAUGACUCUGAAGUGUAACUUUUAUGGCAACUGUGUCGUAAUAUUUAUCAAUUCUUUUCUAUCAUAUUCUAAAAAGUAUUCUGCAAAAUGUCCUCACAUGCUACGAAAACACCUUUCACGGUUUCAAAGCCAACAAGUGGUUGGUCUUUGAAGACAUCAACUCAUGUUUGCAGUGUUUAAGCUUAUCAUACAUAUACUGUAUUUCCAUUAACACUGUUUCACGUUUAUUCAUUUAACUCACUCAAACUAAGUCAGAUGGCAUCUUGCAUUGAGAUUUCUAUAUUUGGGUGUUUGAUCAUUCUGCUUUGGAGAAUAAACACAAUAACUGUUCAUAGAGGCAAUGCAGUUUUCUUAUAAUUUUGAUAUUCUUUGAUGCCGUCGUACAAAAACAGUGAAUAUUAUCACAGUUAUUUCUUUUCUGUCAAAAAAUAUACUUGCGUUGCCACCAUUUUGCAUAAUGUUCUAUCACUUGCACACAUAAAAAUGUUUUGUACAGAGAUUCCUUCUUUGCAUUGAAAUGUAAAUGUAUUUUACAAUAUGUAUUGUUCAUGAUAAAAGAUAUUGCUGCAUUCUGUGUUGAAAUAAAUGUAUUUUGAUUAAAUUUUAAUGUUUUUUCUAUUAAACCUAAUCACAAAAUUUGUGCUGAUGAACAUUUGAAUGGCUUACUAUUUUAAACCAGUGUAUACCAAUGAAAGUUUUAAGAGCUUUACCCAUUACAUGUACAACAAUAUGGUUUAUUGUUUGUGUCUUUUGACAGUCUUAAUCGACAAACUGAACUGUAACCUCUAUGAAUUAUAUCAUUUGCUACAAUAAAUCUCACAUAGCGAAAUUAGACAUAAAGAAAUAUCUAACAAAGCUCUGUGCCCACAUGUUUUACAGUCUCCAAAUGAUAUGUGGUCCACACACUUUAAGCUUAACUGGGUUUAAUAAAGCACGUGGUGUGAAGCUGA